This is a messenger RNA of Gymnodraco acuticeps, 2896 nucleotides long. RefSeq lists its product as uncharacterized. Lineage: Eukaryota; Metazoa; Chordata; Actinopteri; Perciformes; Bathydraconidae. The coding region runs from base 215 to 2896 and encodes 893 amino acids. The transcript is spliced from 2 exons. The record is from RefSeq and is a predicted model, not a curated record.
UAAAAGCUCAAGAAAACUCACGUCAUGACGAUAAACAGUAUUCCGGCACCCGAGGGCAUGCAUAUGUCUGGUGAUAUAGCCAAAAACUGGGAGGUUUUUAGAGCAGAAUUUGAGGAAUUUAUGCUCGCUACAGGUCUGACCGAAAAAACGAAUGCGGUGCAGGCAGCCAAGCUGAGACGGUUUAUGGGGAACGAACGAGUGCCGGCAUAUAUAUAUGCCCAACGUCACGCUGACCGAGGAACAAAAGAAAGACCCCAAAACAAUCUUGGAUGCGUUGGGGGAUUAUUUCAAGGCGGCAAAAAAUGUGAUUUAUGAGAGAUACACGUUUGGAUGCUGCAAACAAGGACCGGACGAGCCGAUCGAUAGCUUUAUAACAAAGCUGAGGGAAAAAGCAUCAUCAUGUGAGUACCGUGACCUAAAAGAUGAACUGAUUAGGGACAGGCUGGUACUCGGUAUUGCCAGCGAGAGCACCAGACGGAGACUGCUGCGUGAACGGGACCUAACGCUGCCAACAGCUGUGGAGAUUUGCCGCCUUGCAGAAUUGACGGAGUCACGCAUGAGGCUUAUUGAGAGUCCGCAGGCACAGGUGGACAGUAUUAAUUCUAUGGUGGACAGGCAAGGCGGACGACGCAAAAUACAGUGGAAAACAGCUGAAAGAAACACAGCGGCUGAGAGAGAGCAGCAGUGGACCUGCAAAUACUGUGGAAAUGGACACAAACGGGGCAGAGAGCAGUGCCCAGCCUAUGGUAAGACCUGCCGAGCAUGUGGCGUUUCAAAUCACUUUGCAAAAGUAUGUCAGGCCAGCAGCAGAGCAGAGAAAACAAGAAAAGUUAAUGUUGUUGAGGAUGUACAGCAAACUGAAGGGGACUCGGAUACAAGUGAAAACCUAUACAAUGUCACUGAAUAUGUGGGGAAUGUGAAAGCACCUGGACGCAAAUGGUUUGUACACCUACACCUGAAUAAGAAAAGACAGCUAUGCCAGCUAGAUACAGGGGCCACUUGCAAUGUUAUGGGCCGCCAGUUUAAAGAGAAACUGUCACCAAAGACAGCCUUACAGCCGACCAGAACAAGGCUAAAGCUGUACUCUGAUACAUACAUGCCAUCCCUGGGGAAAUUUCACACUGACUGUGUGGUCAGGGGGAAAAUACACAGACUUGUGUUUGAGAUAGUGAACACCAAACAAAAGCCCCUGCUCGGUGGUGCUGCAUGCACUGAUCUGGGCCUUGUGAAAUUCACUAUUCCAAGAGAACUACUGCCAGCGGAGGUGAACACAAUUGAUGCAAGCCAGUCUAUGCCACUCACAAAAGAAAUGCUACUGAAAGACUUUCAUGAUGUUUUCCAUGACCCGAUCGAGUCAGUCCCAGGUAAUAUUCAUUUCGAUCUGAACCCUGAAGUGACACCAGUCCAGUGCUCACCACGAAAUGUCCCUGUAGCGCUAAAAGCCCGGGUUAAGGAAGAGCUGGACAAACAUGUGAAAGCAGGCAACCUUACGCCAGUGACAGAGCCAACAGCGUGGAUAAGCAACAUGGUGACAGUAGCUAAACCAGACAAGAUAAGAAUCUGCAUUGACCCAAAGCCUCUCAAUCAGGCACUUCUCAGGUCCCAUUACCACAUGCCAACGCUAGAAGACGUCUUGUACAAACUGCCCAAGGCUCGUGUCUUCACACUGGUUGAUGCUCGUGACGCCUUUCUCCAGUGCAAGCUUGAUGAGGAAAGCAGCCGCUUGACGACAUUCUGGACCCCAUGGGGUCGGAUGAGAUGGCUCAAACUCCCGUUUGGAGUCUCAGUGGCGCCAGAGAUCUAUCAGCGCAAGCAACAUGAGCUGCUAUCAGGCCUGGCUGGCAUCGAGCCUAUUGCGGAUGACAUCCUGGUGGUCGGGUGUGGCGAUACGGACGCAGAGGCUGAAGAGGACCACAACACCAACUUAAGAGCUCUCAUGCAACGGUGCAGGGCUGUGAAGCUCAGAUUGAGUGAACGCAAGCUGCAGUUCAAGCUCAAAGCUGUACAUUUCCACGGCCAUGUACUGUCUACAGAAGGACUGAAAAUCGACCCAGAGAAACCUCAAGCAGUGUUGGACAUGCCGACGCCCACGGAUGCUAAGGCAGUGCAACGCAUGAUCGGGUUUGUGACAUAUCUGGCUAAGUUCCUGCCAGGGCUAUCGGAGAUCUGUGAGCCUCUUCGCAGACUCCUGGAUAAGGACACAGCAUGGCACUGGCUGCCAAAACACGAUGAUGCAAUACGCGAGAUAAAGCGGAUGGUCACCAACACGCCGGUUCUCAAAUAUUAUGACGUCACAAAGCCUGUAACGAUCCAGAGUUCCGACACCCCCUAUGUACGACAGGCGGUGUGUUCCAUGGACAGCUUUCAGGUGGAGGACUCAGAGCUGGAUCAGGCACAGCAUCUGGAUGUUACUGACUUCAGGUUUCGCCAAAUUGCCCAGCACACAGAGAUGGACGAUGUAUUACAAGCUUUGACAUCAGUAAUCCUCAGGGGAUGGCCUGAUUUCAAAGAGGACACCCCCCUCUUGGUGCGAGAAUACUGGCCCUUCAGGGAUGAGCUCAACGUGCAAAACAGUGUGCUAUACAGAGGGCAGUGCGUUGUUAUCCCUAAGGCCUUGAGGGAAGAGUUGUUAAGACGCAUACACACCAGCCACAUCGGGGGGGAGGCAUGUUACAGGCGCGCCAGGGAUACGCUGUUCUGGCCAAACAUGAGAACAGAGAUAAAAGACUAUGUGUCGAACUGCUCUGCAUGCAAUGAAUAUGCACGAGCCCAGCAGAAGGAAUCAUUGAUGUCGCAUGAUAUCCCAACACGUCCAUGGCAAACAGUGAGUAUGGAUAUCUUCUCUUACGCUGGCCAAGAUUUCAUCGUCCUAGUGGACCACUAUUCAGACUUCUAG